UUUGAUGUGCCUGGCAACAAAUGUGUCGAUACUAUCGUUAACUUUUUCUCAGGUUUGAAGACUCCAUCGCGAACAGGGUUUGUUGAAUAUGGCGGAAGGUUCUUCAGCGAGUUGUGAUCUUGACGACGACAAUGAUGUCCCUCCACUGGAAGACAUGUCAGAACUGAUCAAUCAAGUCAACAAUUUACGAGAAAAUGUGACAGCUAAACCUUCGUGUGAUCAAUCGGUAACUGCAAACACACAGCCAAAGAAGAAGACAGUAUCUUCUGCUCAGGGUCUCAAGUCUGCUCAAAAUGAGAAGACAUUUGGUGGAUUCAAGAAAGGCUUUUUGAUGAAUUCAAAACCUAAAAAGGAAACCUCCAAUGCUUCAUUAAAACCUUUGAAAAAAGACACUGAUAUUCCGGUCAUCAAAGCCAGAAAUCCAGAGCAAAAGGGGAUGGAAAUUCCAGAAGUUCAAGAGGCAAUGAAAUCUAGUGGCAAACCAAGCUUGGAAGGCAAAGACUGGAUUACAGAGGAUCUUUUGAAAAAAGUUGAGCGCAAUCCUGCUCUGGCCAACAAGCUGACAGAUCCUAAGUUUAGAGAAAUUAUGGAACAAGUGGGCACAGAUCCUUUGAAAGCAUUGUCCAUGAUUGGAAAGGACCCAGAAAUGCAGAAAGUUAUGCAGCAGUUUAGUGGAUUGAUGGGAGAAUACUUCACUACUCUUGGAGAUUCCAUGGCUCAAGGGACAUCAGCCAAUGCUUCCAAGACACAAGGAAGUGAUAUUGGCCUGACAGAGAGAUCAAGUACAAGACAACAGACAGCUGUACCUCCCUCCCAAGAGGAUGAGGCUAAAAUGCGAGAUAUUUUAUCAGACCCAGAAGUGAUGAAAGUGCUUCAAGAUCAUCAAAUACAGAGAUUAUUAACCAUGAUGAAAACCAACCCAGAGGCAGCACAAUUAGAAGUUAACAGAGCCACUCCAGAAAUGAGGGUAAAGUUACAAAAACUGGUGGAAGUGGGGCUGUUAGGCUUUGCCCGGUGACCUAAAAUUCCUGGUGCUUAACUCAAGAUACAAGUCUCAAAAGAGCAAAAGAAAAUUAGAUCAUCAUGCUUAAAUAUUACCAUAUGGCUCAACCAUACUGGUGUACAAACACAACCUUGUGGAUAGUGUCAUAUUGAUGGUUACAAAGCACUUCAUCAAUUCUGCAAUUCAUCUUACCUUUACAAAUCCCCUCACUGCUCAGGUUGCCAAGGAAAACUGCUUUGACAAUAGCUUCUUUUUUUUUCCACUCUCAAUAGCAAAACAACAGAUGCCCUCUAGAGCACAUCAUAGGAGAAAGACUAUGAGAAAAGUUAUUUAGAAAGAAAAAGUCCUUUUCAAAAGCUAGUUGUAUCUUAACAAAUUGUUCUUCUGCAACACUCCUCUAUGGAGUCAAAAUCAAAACCCAUUGAUCAGGUUACAAGUUUAACAACAGUAAGCAUGGGAAGUAAGCGAAGUUUGCGUAAUGACUUUGAUACAGAGAGCAACUUAUAAAGACAGUAUGAAGUCUACUAUUUUUGACCAGGGGCUCAUAACAUUGUAGAGGUUAUGUUGCUCUGUUGUUACUGAAUGAGUUUGUGAGUUUAUUUGUUUUUUGUUUUAACUGAGAGUUUCACUCUCUCUAUUUAAAACACAAACUGGUUGAAGACAAAAAUAGAGAGGCAACAAACUGAAGCAUGUGUUCACAAUGUAACAACCUUCAAGUUGAUAAUAUAGUUUGGAUUGAAGCAUCAUGGAA
Molecule: messenger RNA, 1754 nt
Organism: Pocillopora damicornis (cauliflower coral)
Lineage: Eukaryota; Metazoa; Cnidaria; Anthozoa; Scleractinia; Pocilloporidae
Source: RefSeq, a predicted model, not a curated record